AUGAUGAUGAUAACAGAUGAUGACGGCGCUUUUGAUGGUGGAGGUGAUUGGGGGUGUCGGGUGGAGGAGAUGGGUGAACGUGGGGGUGGCGGUGGUGGCGGAGAUGUAUUCAAGUCUCGUGAAAAGUUGAUGGAAUGGGUUAGAAACACCGGACGUAGCCUUAGUUACGCUAUUGUGACUAAAAGAUCGAAAACGAAAAAUGGCUACGUGUCUAAAGUUGUACUUAUGUGUGAUCGUGGUGGUGUGUAUAAAUCAGUUAAAGAGUCAAGUAAAGCAACCGGCAGUAGAAAGAUUAACUGCCCGUUUGAAAUGGUAGGGAAAUAUUCAAAAGAGAAUGGUUAUUGGACGUUAAAAGUCAAACAUGGUGAACAUAAUCAUCCACCCGGAGAAUAUAUGGAGGGACACCCAAUCUUCAAACGAUUGAAACCUAAUGAACACCAACUGGUCGCAGAGUUGACGGGGAAGCAUGUGUUGCCAAAAGAUAUUUUAGGUAUGAUUAAGGAGUGUGAUGAAAAUAAUGUCUCUACGAUUAAAAACAUAUAUAAUGCACGUGAUAAAAUUCGAGCAAAGGAGCAUAAAGGGAAAUCUCUGAUGGAGAUGCUAAUGUCUCAUUUACAAGAUAAAGGGUGGCACAUAUCUCAAAGUAUAUUUAGAAACUGCAAAGAAUCUUUCACCACGGAACGUGAUUGGAAUUCCUUCAACGUAAUGUGGAAUGUGCUCGUUGAAUCUCAAACAUGGACAUCAUUCCUCCAAUAUUACAAGCAACUUCAGUCAAUGUUAAUCCAUCAUCAAGAUGUUUUGGAUUACUUGAAUAGUACUUGGUUAAACAAGUAUAAAGAAAUGUUUGUGUUCGUAUGGACUAACGAAUGCUUGCAUUUCGGAAAUCAGACAACUAACAGAGUUGAAAGCCAGCAUGCCAAGUUAAAAAGAUUCUUGAAUUUAGCAAAUUGUACCUUAGAUAAGUUUAUUGGUCACGUUGAUGAAGUAGUGAACUCGCAAUAUACAAUAGUUAAAGAUAGUUUCGAAAAAAGUAGAACCGUUGUAAUGCAUAAACACAACCUACCAAUGUUGAAGCUAUUACGUGGUUUUAUUUCUCAUGAAGCACUUGAUAUAAUAAUAGCAGAGCGUCGUUUAAAUCGUUCACAUUGUCGUUGUCAAGUUCGUAAGUGUUAUGCAUUACCUUGUGCUUGUGAAAUCUCAAAGUAUAAGAAAGCAGGUCAAUCUAUUCCUUUAGAUUCGGUCGAUGAAUUUUGGAGGAAACUCGAGUUACCAGUACACUGUGAGGAUAUUACUUGUGACGUCGAGUUGGAAAGUUUUAAAAAAGCCUUUGAUAAUCGAUCCAAGCCUGGAAAGAAAAGUUUACUACCAAAGUUAAAAGAAAUAACCAAUCCAAGCAUACGUUUUGUUGAAGAACCUGAUGUUAAAGAAAAUACUCGUGGACGACCAGCUACAAAAUCCAAACAAAAAAACCGAACCCUGUAA
Molecule: messenger RNA, 1482 nt
Organism: Helianthus annuus (common sunflower)
Lineage: Eukaryota; Viridiplantae; Streptophyta; Magnoliopsida; Asterales; Asteraceae
Exons: 5
Coding region: 1-1482 (493 amino acids)
Biological process (GO): L-valine catabolic process; thymine catabolic process
Cellular component (GO): mitochondrion
Molecular function (GO): methylmalonate-semialdehyde dehydrogenase (acylating, NAD+) activity; DNA-binding transcription factor activity, RNA polymerase II-specific; malonate-semialdehyde dehydrogenase (acetylating, [NAD(P)+]) activity
Source: RefSeq, a predicted model, not a curated record